GAAAAAAAAUCCUCAUCUACACAAGCCAAAGACUUUUAGAAAUAGUCUGCUGGGAGUUCAGAGAUCUAGGAGUUGAUUUUCUGACCUUUGUGAUAAUGGAUACACCAGGUAUUUGAUCCUAAAAUAAUGUGCAUUUUAUACUGUCAUGCUAUCUUAGUUUUUACUAUAGGUUUUUUUUUUUUUUUUACUUUUUACAUUCCAUCAAUGCAUUUCUUGCUGGAUAAGGAGAAACCUACUUCAAAAUGGGUUUGUCCACCAUGUAUCUCUGUUUCUCACUAGACCUUCAACGCUGAGGAAUUGAGACUGGGGAAAGUAGGUGAGCUCUCCCACAGAAGGUGCCUCUGAUCUCCUCCACUGUGCUAGUUUAGGAGUACAGGAAUAGAUGUGUUACUUCAGAUGGUGACAGUGUCAGAAAUGUGUCCAGUUUGGGGGAAGUGUCCCCAAAUGUAGCACAUCAACAAAGAUCUGAGGUGUGCAGACUAGAGAUGGGUGUAAUAUCAACAUUUUGUAAGGAGGUUGUGGCUUAUGCUCCUGAUGUUGAAGGUGAAACUGUUGCAGAGGGAAAAUAACUGACCUGCUUCAGUGGACUGGUCAACUUGUUUUGGUCUUGAAUGGCUCUAUUUAUCCGAGCUGAAAUCGGAAAUAAAGGGUGCUAUGUCAUCAUAUAGUGCAGUCAUGCAAUGUCUGAAAUUAAAACGAUGGAAGUUACUUCAUCCAGCUUACAAUGUAACCUAGCUAUUCAAACCUUCUUAAUGCAUUAGUCUUUCACUGUCAACUGCCGCACUAAUGGGACGUUAAAGCUAUAUAAAUGUCUGUAUUUCUGUGCAUUCAGGGGUGACAAACAUGAUGGUUGUCACAGGCCUGGACUGCUCUGGCAGUCCCGGGCCCCACUUUCCCUCUCCGCACAUAGCGCAUAUCGCAUCUGUGUGCAGCCACGGGCUCCCUGUUACCGCAGAGGGGGCCCAGCACACUGCCUGUUCUCUCUUCUAAUACUCUCGCAAGACCCGUGGCCUGUGCCAUGCGGAGCGUUGCCAUGGCAACGCUCAGAAGGCCAUGGGUCUUGUGAGUUAUUAGAGAGAACAGGCAGUGUGCUGGGGCCCCCAUGCCACUGGACCACCAGGAAGGGAAUCUUCGACCCCCUUCCCCUCCCUGGACACACGUAAGCAGGGAGGGUUAAUAAGUCUAUUAAAUUUAAUAGAAAAUUACUGUAAAAAUGCCCAUUCCUCCCCAUCCCUCCCCAGAUUAUGCUGCACAUUUGCACUAACACCGCACACUGCAUCUGCUGCACAUUUGCACUAACACCGCACACUGCCACAUUUCAUCCACUACACACUGCAUCUGCUACACAAACACUACAUCAUUACACACAUUCUAAUUCCCUUCCAAUAUACUGACCACAUUCAGUCCUGCAUAACUGAGUGGACUAGGUAGGGCGUGGGCGGGACCGGGGAAGGGGGGAGACCCCAGACCUUGUGCUUUGUCAAGGGGCCCCAAAAUUUCUGAUGGCGGCUGUGUGCAUGUGAAUGGGGACAUGGAAGUAUGUAGUUCUUAAUUGGUAUUCUUUGUGUACAAGUAAAAUAAAGUUUCUCUGCUAUACCAUUCUAAAUCAAAGGAUGCACUUUUGCCCUCACCUUUACAUGUGCAGGUGGAAGGGAACAUUCUGAAGUCUGUAAGACGCCUAGAAACUUGCUGACUUUAUUGUGAGAAGUCCUGCUGUUGCUCUGUACUGGAUCUUAACCUCAACCAGUUCUUCUUCAUAAUGUAAAAUGUUUCAUCUAAUUUCAGAUACCAUCCUGUUUGCCAUCAGCAGUGACUAUGUAGCUAGAGCUGGCCUACCGCCCAAGGAUCGUAUGGAUAGCUACUACGACAGAUCUACUGCUGUAGGGAAGCUAAAUGAUGUAAACAAGAUUGUGUUUAGCCCUGAAGGGCAACUCUUUGCUGUCCGUGGCAGGGAUCUUUACACUGGGCCCAUGCCUCUGUCUGCAAACCUUGAUUGGUUCUCUACUGCCAAGAGAGUGGGAAAAGCUGAGUGGGUUCAAUUUAAAUUUCUAUUCUUUGACCCAAAUGGGCUUCUGUAUGCAGCUACAAAAGAUGGGGAGCUCUACAAGGGUCCAGCACCAAGCAAUGAAAAUGUGUCCUGGCGUUAUGGCCAAGCAACCAAGAUAGGAAACUCUGGUUGGAAUAAACAUGAUGCGCUUUUCUUUGACCAAAAAGGCAAUCUGUAUGCUGUGACCGAUGGUGACAAGCUUGUGGUGGGAAGCCCUCCAUCCACAACAAACGAUAAAUGGCUUGACUCCUGCACCACUAUUGGAAAUGGUGGCUGGCGAAUUCUCACCCACUUCAUGAAGAUCAGCCUUGAUGACCUACUGUGGUGUGUGGAUUCACGCAAUGGCAACAUCUAUAAAGGGAAAAUCCCAACUAAAGAUGAUACCAACUAUUUGGAUAAGGCUGAGAAUCUAGGUUGGAGCUAUAAUCUGUACCGCUUUCUAUCCCUCACCACUGAUAAAACCAUCCAGAGUGUUGUAAGCUUUGAAUUCCUACCUGCAUCAGGUAAAAUACUCUCUCAGCAGCCAGAGGUGGUCCAGUCUCAAAUCUACAAGAAUACAAGCAGCGUUCCCUUAAAGUACUCCUUCUCGUAAGUAUAUACUGAAUGAAUAGUCUGACUUUCUCUCUUACAGAAGGGAUUAAUGUGACGUUAUUCUAUCUUGGGCUAAAAUAGGCAAAGAUUCUCAAAUGCAGCAUAGUCUAGUUUCAAAUCUCCUGUUCACUCUGCAAUUUAAUGAAUACUCAUUGCAUGCAUGGCACCAUAACACUCUGACAGCUUUUAAUAUCCUCUAUUGCUCUACAUCUGGAUGCUGUUUGCAAUGUCACUCCAAACUUGUUACUGGAUGUUGAGGGUAUACUCAACUCAGUGUAAGCUGUAUACUCUACAAGCUCAGUGGUGUAUCUUGUAAAAAGAUUUCUAGUCCAUAACCACCUUUCUGCAACUUUCUUCUUAGAUUCACCAAAACCAUGACUGAGACUAGCAGCUUUACCCAGGAACAUGGCUUUACAGUAGAAGUUGGAGCAGAGGUCAGUUUCACAGCUGGAAUCCCCUUUAUCGGUGACAUGGAGACAAGCAUUUCCAUCAACACAAGUACCACUCACACAUGGAGCUUCUCAAAGACCAAUGAAACCCAGGUAUGUGUCUGUCAUGCUAGCUUGGUUUUGGGAUCGGUCUGCAUACUGGCCACUGAGUAUCCUUUUAUGGCACAUUUUGCAAGCUGAUGUGCAUUUGAACUUUUGGCCCUCCAGAUGUUUUGUACUAAAUCUCCCAUGAUGCUGGCAAAGCAUAAAGUGAGAUGUAGUCCACAACAUCUGGAGGCCUGAAGGUUUCCCACCCCUGCUCUAAAUCUGUUCCUGUUUGUCCAACUACAUCUUCCACCUAUACACUGCUUCAGAAUGUCUGCUUUAUCUUUAAAAAAAAAUUAAAUUUUUUUUGACGGUAUAAGCCCAUCUCUCUAUCAAAUGUCUUGCUCAACAUUACCAGUGACCCUACCUUUUAGUUCUGACUCACACUCUAGCAAUCAACAGAACUAGUGUUUAUGAAUGGAAGCUUUCUUUUUAAGCACCUGCUAUUCAACCCUCCAUUCUAAUGCAUGUUUCUCUCUACAGACUAGCUUCUCAGCCAGCACGGAUGUAGAGGUGCCGGGUGGAAAGUCUAUACGUAUGAUGGCUUCUGUCACAAAAGCACAAAUGGAUGUGCCAUACACUGCCAAGAUCUGCACCCUGUUUGGCUAUGAAACCACCAUCCAGGGAACAUGGAAAGGGGUCACUCACUACAAACUGAUGGUCACUCAGGAAGACUACAGUGGCUGAGGUGGAUCACAUGUAUACAGUCUCCAAAUGUAGGCUGGAAUGUGAUUAAAUGAGGGCAUCUAAUCCACAAUAAUGUGUGCUUAAUUGUUAGUGCAUUCUGGUGUACAGUUGCUAAAUAAACUAAAUGACAUCUGAUCUAUUCUGUGAGCUAAUGUUGUGGACAUGGUUUAAUCAAUUCCUUCUACUGUUGGAAAGUAGAACCACAUGUGAUGCAUUAAUACAAUACACCUGCCAUCAGUAAGUAACUGGGACAAUAGUGUUAAUUUCUAG
Messenger RNA from Pelobates cultripes (western spadefoot toad), 4128 nucleotides. The record is from the annotation of a GenBank genome assembly. Lineage: Eukaryota; Metazoa; Chordata; Amphibia; Anura; Pelobatidae.